ACGUCAGACUGAUUUUGAAGGUUCACCUGUCAACAUCCGUCAUAGCUUUUGCUUCUGCAUUUGCAUUCAUUCUGCGAUUUCACACUGCUAUUCAACGAGACAACUUGCACAGAAGAAGAUUCCUACGAGAUGAGAUGGAGCCACGACGAUCUACGAGGAUUCGGCGUCGCCCUGCCUGGCACGCCGACUACGUGAUGGACUUCCCGGUGCGGAAGUCCAUCAGGCAGCAGAGGGUGGGGGCUGGAGAUGGUCUCCAGCAGACAGAGGAGAUGGCACUGCCUUCUCACCAUCUUGUGCUUGAUCUUCCUGAGGAGGAGCUUGAACAAACUGAAGAGGUGGCAUCGCCGUCUUGUCAGUCUGUGAUAGCUCACCCUCAGGAGGAUGCUGUACAGGAUGAGGGGAUUGCAGCGCCAGCUCCCAAGCCUGUGAUUGAUCUUCCAGAGAUGGAGCUUGAACAAACUAAGGUGAUGGCCGUGCCAUCCUCUCAGUUUGUAAUAGUUCCCUCUCAGAAAGAUCAUGGCUUUGCAUGGGCCUGGGAGAUGGUAUCGCUAUCUUCUCUGGCUGCUGGAGAACAUCCUUCCUGGCUUCCAUUUCGAUGCUGGCCGCCGCUGGAAGUGAUUCCCCAGGAUAAGCCACCACCAGAGGGGAAGUCCGACAUUGGACGCAUCAUUACGGCUACGGACUGUUUGGAGUGGAUGUUAGGGAUUGGGACUUUCUUUCUGAAAGACAGACAGACAAAGAGACCAACAAUCAGACAGGGAAACAAUCAGACAAACAGACAGACAAAGAGACAAAUGAGACAAUUAGACAAACAGACAGCCUUAAAGACAGACAGACAAAGAGACAAACAAUUGGACAGGGAGACUAUCAGAAAAACAGACAGUCAGAGAGACAAAGAGUCAGACAAUGACACAUUCACACAGACAGACAAAGAGACAAACAAUCGGACAGGGAGACAAACAGACAGACAAUGA
This is a messenger RNA of Saccostrea cuccullata (small rock oyster), 974 nucleotides long. RefSeq lists its product as uncharacterized. The record is from RefSeq and is a predicted model, not a curated record. Bases 135 to 974 code for a protein of 279 amino acids. The transcript is spliced from 5 exons. Lineage: Eukaryota; Metazoa; Mollusca; Bivalvia; Ostreida; Ostreidae.